UGCUUCGUUGCACGUGUGGCCACGCGGAGGCGCGUUCUCCUUCUGUUUGUUUACGCUGCUAAGCCGGAGGGACCGCCUUACUGACAAUGUGCGAAGUGGAAUCAGGAAGUUGGCGUCGCGCGGAGCUGUCAGUUUCACGCUUUUGUUUUUCGGCUGUCGCGGUUGCAACUUUGAAACCUUUUCACGCUUAAAAAGUCAUUGCCCGCCCCCUCCUUCGCCGGCAGCAUCAGUAUCAUCAUCAGCAGCAGCGGCGGCAUCAGAUCGUCAGCAUCAUCCUCCGCCCGCUACGCGGAGCUGCCCGGAUCGCGCCGAAACUGCCCCCAAAGCACGCGGGGAUCCUCUUAUGCCGCUUUUUCUUUGCAAGCGGAGCGAACUGAGCUGCGUCGCGAGUCGUUCGUAAGCGCGGGGAGCGAUACCGAUGACCUCGGUUUACGAAGAGAAGGAGCCCAGCGCCCUGGGGCUCGCCGAGGAGCUCAGCGGGGUCACCUGCCAUGAUGAGCUCGACUUCGCCGACCUCUUCGAGUACGAGCCGCCCUGCUUCCCCGGGGACCAAGAUGAGUCUGUGCUCUCUCCGCACGUGCUCAGCUCUCCAUCCGGCGUGGCCUACCACCUCGAGGAGGUCACCUACGACAUCAAGUCCUGUAGCCCCUCCUACCACGAGCCCGCCGCAGACGGCCUCGAGAGCAGAGGCUACCUGGACCAGACCCGGCCGGGGGGUCUUGCGCUGAGCCCCAGGAUAGAGAUCACCCCCUCCCGCGAGCUCUACAACCAUGGCCGGGACUCCCUCCAGGCGCACCCGCUCAACAUCAGCCCCCGGCCCACUCUGACGGUCCCCGGCCACGACGGCCUGGCCUACCGGGAGCCACAGUGUCUGAGUCCUGCCAGCAGCAACUCCUCUACCAGCUGGCACUCGGAGAACUACUCCCCCUGGGCGUCUCCCUGCGUGUCCCCCAGCAGUGGCCAGGUGGCUGGUGACCUCUGCCCCCGCUUUCAGAACAUCCACACAGGCUCCCCGCGCACCUCUCCCGGCACCUCCCCGCGCACCAGCAUCUCGGAGGAGGGAGGCCUGGGCCCGCGUUCCCCGUCACCGCGGCCUGGCUCACGCUCGGCCUCCCCGCAGGGCAAGCGUACCUACGACAUGUACAGGAAUCCUAGCCUGAUGCCCGGGCACCGCUCCCGCAGUCCGUCUCCGCACGGCGCCCGCGAAGAGUCCCGUGCUGCUCCGUACACCCACUCGCCCGGUCUCGUGGACGCUCUGAAUGGCUUUGGCGCAGGCCUUCAAGGGUCCAUCCCCACGAAGAUCGUCAAGACGGCCAACGCCCCCUAUGCACUGUACCGGGAGAACCUCCCAGAGAGCUAUGUGCCGCCCACUGACCCAGAUGUGAAGGGUCAGCAGGGGGCGGAGUCCUUUUUUGUUAUCCCACCCAUAUGGCCCAAGCAGUUGGUCCCUGGUUUCCCCAGCAUCCCAGUGUCCUCCCUGCCGCCACUGGAGUGGCCGGUGCCCAGCUGCACGGAUCAGUAUGAGCUCCGCAUUGAGGUACAGCCCAAGCAGCAUCACCGCGCCCACUACGAGACCGAGGGCAGCCGUGGGGCGGUCAAGGCUCUCAGUGGGGGUCACCCUGUUGUCCAGCUACACGGAUACCGCGGCAAAGACCCGUUGGGCCUGCAGAUCUUCAUUGGCACAGCCGAUGAGCGCAUCCUCAAGCCCCACGCAUUCUACCAGGUUCACCGCAUCACCGGCAAGACCGUCACCACUACCAGCUACGAGAAGAUCAUCAGCAGCACCAAGGUUCUGGAGAUCCCUCUGGAGCCCAAGAACAACAUGAAAGCCGUAAUUGACUGCGCCGGCAUCCUAAAGCUGCGCAACGCGGAUAUUGAGCUGAGGAAAGGCGAGACGGACAUCGGCCGGAAGAACACGCGCGUCCGCCUCGUGUUCCGCGUGCACAUACCCCAGACGGGCGGGCAGUGCGUGUCCCUUCAGGUGGCAUCCCAUCCCAUCGAAUGCUCCCAGAGGUCUGCCCAUGAGCUCCCGAUGGUGGAGACGCAGGAUGUGGACUGCUGCUCAGUGCUUGGAGGCCAACAGAUGAUACUUACUGGGCAGAACUUCACCGCCGACUCCAAGGUUGUUUUCACGGAGAAAACACAUGAUGGACAGCAGGUCUGGGAAGUGGAGGCCACAGUGGACAAAGACAAGAGCCAGGCUAGCAUGCUCUUUGUGGAGGUGCCUCCAUAUCGAGACCACUCCAUCUGUCAUGCAGCAAAAGUGACCUUCUAUGUGAUCAAUGGGAAGAGGAAGCGGAGCCAGCCACAGCACUUCACCUACACACCCCUAGCAGUUCCGUCCAUUAAAACAGAGCCCGUGGAUGAGUAUGAGUCUGGCCAGGUUGGCUAUGCGAUGCCCCAGAUCCUUGGGAUCCCACCCCAGCCAUACUACUCCAGCCCCCGGGGCCUUAUCCACUCUGAUGGAGGCUUGGUGCCCUGCCAGCAGGGGCGCACUAACCUCACGACUCCAGACUCCCGCUUCCAGCAACAGAGUCCGGCCAUCGUGUACCCACGGGGGGCCAAAACCCUGAGCGGCAGCCCCGUGCUAUACCAGCAGCCGCCUCGUGGAGGGGCUCCUGACCCACACCGGUCAGUGCUGGUCCAUGCUGGCUCCCCAGUCCAGCCCCCUGCUUCAGGUGCCCAGUCACACACCACCUCACCUGGGCAGCACCCCUCUAUCAUCCAGUUCUCACCCACCAACCACCUGUUGCGGGGGGCCCCCCCACCACCAGUGCAGGCCCAGCACGUGAUGUACUGCGAGAGCUAUGCCCCAGAGGCCUCGGUCCGCUCACCGGCCCCACCACCAGCAGCCCAUCCCCAGCACUACUCCACGGUCAUCCAGCAGCAACCCUACGUGCAGAAGAUGGCCAAGAAUAGAGCCUCGCCGGGCGAAAUGGACCCCCAGGGUUGCCCUGCUCCUGAGGAGCCAAGGAGGGUCACCAUCAAGCAGGAGAACCUGGACCAGGCCUACUUGGAUGAUGUUAACGAAAUCAUAAGGAAGGAUCUGACGGGGGUCCAUGGAAGGGGUCAGACAUAGAGGAAGGACCUGUCCAGGAUGUAUGGACCUCAGGAGCUCCUCUUGGGCAUCGCCUCAGAGAGGAGUCGUCCUCCACCUCACCCUCAGCCCCUCCCUAAUCUCCUCCAGCCGUUCCCCAAUUCCUGCUCCGCUUGGCUUGCCUCGCCUCACCUCAUCUCACACUUUUUCCACAAGGACGGAGCCCUGGCCAGACUCUUUCCCUGACUCUGCCCCACUUUGUACUUUUUCGUACAAGAAACAUGACUGCCUUAAUAUGACUGCACCAGUGUCUGGGUUAUUAAAUUAAAGUUUUGAUCCGAGCAUUACACUCCUGUCUGCACCAAAGAGAUCCGUCAACACCAUCAUCUGAAAGCAGAUGAAAGACUGGUGUUUCUUGACAAAGGCUGGAAGGUCAUCUAGACUGGACUGGACUGGACCAGGCUCAUCUACUUCAUAAAGCUUUCUCUGAUGUUUUCUUCCAUUGUCCAGUUAACCCUUGGCUUGAUUUUGAGAGAGCUUUCCAUUUUUGAUGGUCCCAAAAUUGGGUGGCCCAUUGUAAUUAUUUAUAAAACAAUUUAUGGUGUGGUACAAUUUUAACCAAUGUCAAAAGGCUUAUUUCUGGUGUGUAGAACUUUUUUACCUGAAAUGACACAACAUCAUUCUAGGCAAAUACACCACAGAUGCACAAAAUUAGAUUUUUAAAACAUAAAAUUCAGCGAAACUGCUGAUCGUUAAUGUUAUGUGCUCAGAUGCAUGGUGUAGAGGAUGUCAUGAGGCCUUAUGACAAUCAGAUAAAAGAACCUGUAUUAACAACAGAUAAAAGCAGUAAAUGGCUCGUGUUUGACCAGAACACAACCCAAGGGUUAACAGGCAAAUUCAAGAGUGAUGUAGGAGGGCAAAGAAAAGCACACCUGACACUUGACUGUUGUCUCAGAAGCACCUCUGGGUUCACUGGGUGUUUCUGCACAUCUGCAUUGCCAUGAUAACCUUCUCUGGGGGUCUGAUGUGUUUCACAGCUAUAUGCCAAUGGAUCACAAUGAAAGAUGAUCAGUGAAAACUGUAUCUUCCUUUUGUAGUUAGAGUUCUUGUCUUUUUUUAAAUGUUCAGAAGGAAAAUUUUCCAUGGAAUCAGACAUGUUUCAGAAUAGUUAUGUUGUCAUGCGUUCUUUGUGUGUGUGUGCCUGGUCCGUAUAGGCGCAUCAAGGCACUGGGGGUCAACCAGCCGUACGACACGGCAUCCUCUAAGCCAAAUGAAAAUCAGGAAGCUCUGCAUCUGUGACCAGCUCUGAGGACACGUGUGGGGAAAGCCAUUUACACCCUUGCUUCCAUCCUCUCUGGGGAAGCAUCUGGAGUAAUCUCUACACCUUCUGCAUCUGUGUUUACAUUUGAGCAGUGAAAUGCUUUAUGGGUCUCUUCUCACACUAGUACAGGAAAAGCACCAAAAGGCCACGUCCACAGAGCUGCAACGCCAGCCAGAUUUGUUUCAUUAAAUGCAGAGUAAAUUGAUGUCAGACCUUAACAGCAAGAAAACAUUGUACUCAUAUACUUCCAACACAACUGGAUGUUCUGUUAUAUCUGUUAUAUAUGCACAGGCUGCCUUCUGCGUUCCGGACUUUCUAGGAGAAAUACCUCUUUUUAUCUGCUUGUCCAUGGUCCAGCUCUAGAAAUCUGACCCAGAGGAGCACUUUCCUUGUUCCUGCAAGAAUUUACUCACCAAACUUUCAGUUUAAAGCUCAGUAGCUGAUUAUUAAUAGUGAGAGUGGUCAAGGAGUUUCUUUUUUACUGUUAAAUUUAGCAGCAGUGAGGAAAAAUUGUGCGACACCCCCCAAAGAUGUUCUUUGUUUGAAGAAUUUUUAAUGAGGCCCAAAGAAGAAAAUGGUAUCACCUUUGCAGGACUGUGCAAAUGAAGCAAUAUUUCAUUGAAAAGCUUUAUACUGGAAAUGUAAUCGCACAGAAAAUGUUGCCUUAUGUUCAUCAGAAUAAGAAUGUAGACCUUUGUUUCUGCGUAGCUGGAGGCGAAAGGACUACCAAAGAUUGUAAUACAUGAAAUUUUUGUUGAGUCUUAAUUUAUUCCUUGACCUCGAUUCAGACAUUGCUCCUGAAAUGUCUCGAGAACUUCUAUGCACAUUAUAUUUGUUCUGUAUCUAGAAUGUCGGAAGCCUCAAAUCCUUGCACUGUGCACUCAGUUGUACUGCAUGCUUGCUUCUUGUCUUUUUUUUUGCUUUUAUAUUGACAUUGUGUUGUGAAAAAUGUAACAAUUUUUCAUUUUUCUGUAGAGAAUUAGGAAAGGUUCAUCCAAUGUGCUAAUUGUGUAACUUGGAUUUUUGCUUUUUGCUUUCCUUGUUGUGUGCCUUUGUGGAAAUAGUAGAAAUUGUGUUGUACUCUGACCAUAGUGAAGAAGUCGUCAUCCGAGAGAUUUCCCCCGGUUCAGUUAUACGUGUAAUAAAACUGAUCACGUUCAAUUAAUGAUGACUAUGACAGUGGAAAUAUGUUAGCCAAAACUGCUAUGAGUAAAAUAGCGGCUCAUCAGACAACAAUGUAAGAUGUUUUAAAGACUGUUCCUAUGCACUCAGCAUCUAUACAUGUUCAUGUUUUUCAACCAGGCUUAAUUAUUUCUCAUUAUGUAUUAUACUCUUGCCAGGAUAACUGUAUGACUAAGUCCUGCCACUAAAUGUUUAUAUAUAAAUAUAUUUUGAAAGUUACAUGCUGAAAACUUCUAUUGAUGGUUUAUUAGAUUUCUAACAUAUCUGAGAACUGCAUACAUGUACAGUUUGAAAGCAGCUAUUUUAUAAGAAGUCUCAGAUGUAAAACAUAUUUAACUGAUGGAAAAGUCUAAAGGUGCCAAAUGUUUAGCUUUUUUUACAUAAACACAGAAAGAGCUAUGUUUCAGUGUUAAGCUCUGGACUUUAUCGUGACAGCACGAUUGAAGGUCAUUACUUUCACUAGUGAGUUUCCUACAAAGGUGGGGGUUUUUUGUAAACAGAAUUGUUUUGGAAAGGGUGCCCCGAAGGCACAGUGCACACACGAUUUGAUGAUGAAUUAACAGUCAUUUUUAUCUCUUCUUGUUGAGCCAUCCUCAGUGUACAGUAGUUUUUUUCCCCCCCCCAUACCCUGAAUGUACACUUAAAAACA
Molecule: messenger RNA, 6189 nt
Organism: Scleropages formosus (Asian bonytongue)
Lineage: Eukaryota; Metazoa; Chordata; Actinopteri; Osteoglossiformes; Osteoglossidae
Gene: nfatc2a
Product: nuclear factor of activated T cells 2a
Exons: 10
Coding region: 419-3079 (886 amino acids)
Biological process (GO): calcineurin-NFAT signaling cascade; regulation of transcription by RNA polymerase II; cytokine production
Cellular component (GO): transcription regulator complex
Molecular function (GO): DNA-binding transcription factor activity, RNA polymerase II-specific; RNA polymerase II cis-regulatory region sequence-specific DNA binding; transcription factor binding
Source: RefSeq, a predicted model, not a curated record